Pistacia vera is the source of this 1423-nucleotide messenger RNA. Its product is annotated as DEAD-box ATP-dependent RNA helicase 36-like. NCBI's taxonomy places the organism in Eukaryota, Viridiplantae, Streptophyta, Magnoliopsida, Sapindales, Anacardiaceae. Bases 67 to 1149 code for a protein of 360 amino acids. The record is from RefSeq and is a predicted model, not a curated record. The transcript is spliced from 7 exons. Gene Ontology annotation, molecular function: ATP binding; nucleic acid binding.
GCGGCAUUUGCGCUGCCGAUACUGCAGCGGUUGGCGGAGGAGCCGUACGGGGUGUUGGCGUUGGUGAUGACGCCGACGAGGGAGCUGGCGUUUCAGCUGGCUGAGCAGUUUAAGGCUUUGGGUUCUUGCUUGCAUUUGAGGUGUGAGGUGGUGGUUGGAGGCAUGGAUAUGUUGAACCAAGCCAAGGGUUUAAUGAAUAGACCCCAUGUGGUUAUUGCUACUCCUGGCAGGAUUAAGGUCUUGCUUGAGGAGGAUCCUGAUAUUCCUCAGGUGUUUUCUAGAACCAAGUUUCUGGUGUUGGAUGAAGCAGAUAGAGUUUUGGAUGCUGGCUUUGAAGAGGAGUUAAGAGUAGUUUUCCAGUGCUUGCCAAAGAAUAGGCAGACACUCUUAUUUUCUGCAACAAUGACUAGUGACUUACAGACACUGCUAGAGCUUUCUGCAAACAAAGCAUUCUUCUAUGAGGCAUAUGAAGGCUUCAAGACAGUUGAGACUCUUAAACAACAAUAUAUUUUUAUCCCAAAAAAUGUGAAGGAUGUUUAUCUUGUGCACAUUUUGUCUAAGAUGGAAGAUAUGGGUGUUCGCUCUGCUAUCAUAUUUGUCUCCACCUGCAGAAGUUGUCACCUCUUAAGUUUAUUACUGGAAGAACUGGAACAGGAAGCUGCAGCACUGCAUUCAUUCAAAUCCCAGUCUUCAAGGCUUUCUGCACUUCAUCGAUUUAAAUCAGGACAAGCUACUAUAUUGCUUGCCACUGAUGUUGCCAGUCGUGGUUUGGACAUUCCUACAGUCGAUCUUGUGAUAAAUUAUUAUAUUCCAAGAUACCCGAGAGAUUAUGUUCAUCGUGUGGGGCGUACUGCAAGAGCAGGCAGAGGUGGGCUUGCUGUGAGCUUCGUUACCCAAAAUGAUGUAGAUCUCGUUCAUGAAAUAGAAGCUGUUAUCGGAAAACAACUAGAAGAAUUUGAAUGCAAAGAGAAAGAUGUUCUUUCUGAUAUUACUAGGGUCUACAAGGCCAGACGAGUCGCGACAAUGAAGUCGAUGGACGAUGGAUUCGAAGAGAAAGCCAAAGAACGGAAAAAACAGAAAUUGAAAACACUAGCAGAAAAAGGAUUAUUGAAGAAAAAGAAUAAAAAGAGAAAAAGAUCGGUUAAUUAGUUUGCUGAUUGUAAAUUAUCUUCCUUGUUUACACAUUUAAGCUGCAUUUUGUCCAGCAGCUUCCUAGAAAUUCUGAGUUUUAACUCUGAGAUUACUUAAUAUUAUUGAUGAUAUGUGUUAAACAUGCUGCCAUCGUUCAUACUGACUAAGCCAGGAUCGAACUCUCUUUUGCUUUUUUCGUCUUGUCAAAGAGUUGAAAAUAGAUAGAAGGGCAGAGGCCUUUGGUGUACCCUCUUAUUAUUAAUUUUUGUUAAAUUUCUGUGAAACAUUUUUC